Molecule: messenger RNA, 976 nt
Organism: Amphimedon queenslandica
Lineage: Eukaryota; Metazoa; Porifera; Demospongiae; Haplosclerida; Niphatidae
Product: checkpoint protein HUS1-like
Exons: 8
Coding region: 55-876 (273 amino acids)
Biological process (GO): nucleotide-excision repair; mitotic intra-S DNA damage checkpoint signaling; meiotic DNA integrity checkpoint signaling
Cellular component (GO): checkpoint clamp complex; site of double-strand break; nucleolus
Source: RefSeq, a predicted model, not a curated record
CAAGUCUACACGUGGGAGGUGUGAUGUUACUGCAUAUGGCGGCUUGAUGAAAAUAUGAAAUUUAGAGCUAGAUUGGAUGAUGCUGUUAGUAUCACACGGUUAUCGAAUGUUGUGGCUACGCUGGCUAAGAAUGUUAAAGUCUGUGUCCUUCGAUUAUCAGCUGGUAAAGUUUGUUUUGUGAUAUCCGGGAAAGGUUCUAUCAAUAUGUGGUGUGAACUAAAUCAGAGUAAAUUUUUUUCAGAAUAUCGGAUUGAAGGUCGUGAUGAACAUAACGAAAUCUUUCUUGAAGUUCAGAUGGAACAGUUGGCUAGAGCAUUACGUCAUACAAGUACUGCUGUAUCAGUUAAGAUGAAACUGACCAAACGUAAUGGGGCUUAUUUGUUAAUAGAUAUCAUACAGGCAACAGUAACUGGUGGAAAUAGGAAUGUUGUACAUGAGGUACCAGUUAAUAUUGUUCCUCAGAGACUUUGGGCUGACUAUCAAGAACCAGACAUGCCAGAUAUUGAUGUGAGCAUUUUUCUACCACCAUUGAAGCAAGUAAAGACUAUCAUUGAUCGUAUGAAGUCACUUGACAAUUAUAUUACACUGUCAGCUAAUAUGAGUGGGGAACUAAAUAUCAGGAUUGAAACAAGCACUGUUACUGCCACGACAUACUUCAAAAACUUGACGAAUCACAAAUUCCGUGACGAUGAUGAUGAAUUAGAUAAAACUGUCAUGUAUGAAGCUAGGGUGGAUAUAAAAAAACUCAGCCAUGUUUUGACAGGUCAUUUUAAUCCUAUCAAAGUCAUUUGUAAUAUUGUGGAUGGAUGUGGUUUACAAUUUUUCCUGUUACAUCAAGAUGUGUCAUUACAGUACUAUAUUCCCGCAAUAUCAUGAUUAAUAAUAAUUAUUGUGGGUGACUAUAUAAUGCUAAUAAUAAGGUUCUAAAAUUCCUCUUCCUCCUCGUCAUCUUCAUCCACCAUCUUAACAACCUCAA